Messenger RNA from Zeugodacus cucurbitae (melon fly), 1292 nucleotides. RefSeq lists its product as uncharacterized. The record is from RefSeq and is a predicted model, not a curated record. Bases 121 to 1227 code for a protein of 368 amino acids. Gene Ontology annotation, cellular component: extracellular region. Lineage: Eukaryota; Metazoa; Arthropoda; Insecta; Diptera; Tephritidae. The transcript is spliced from 4 exons. Gene Ontology annotation, molecular function: chitin binding.
UGAUAAACUGAGUUCGUAUUAAAAAUUACCGUUUCCCAUUUGAAAUAAAAACAACGGUAAGCAGAUAAUGAUGGCUCAGUGAAGUAUUUUCAACGACUACAAAUCAACACUUGAUACCAUAUGGAACGAAAUAUUGUAAUGGAAUUUAUAAAAGUAAUUGCAUGCUUUUUGGCAAUGAUAAGCCAAAUUUAUGGAGCAAAAAAAAUAAAAAUCCGAACAGAAUAUAAUGUUUGCAAUAUGGAAUCAAACUGGAACGUUUUCCCAAAUGAUGACGACUGCCAUAGAUUCUAUCUAUGCAUCAAUGGUAAAGCAGAGGAAUAUAAAUGUGACGAUAAUUAUUAUUUCGACCCAAAGGACAAACGUUGUAAAAUAGGAGACUGCCAAACUAUGGAAGCAAUAAACAAAUGUACAUCUCAAAAUAUACGCCGCGUCGAUGGCAAUUGUCAAGCCUUUUCCCUUUGUGAGAAUGGAAAAUAUGUCAUACAGAAUUGUACAAGGGAGCAAUAUUUUUCAACGAAAUAUGCUAGCUGUCAACCAAUAGCUAUAAGUGCAGACCACAAAUGUAGUUGCAUUCUACCUCCCUACGCUAUUAUCAGUAACCCAGACGAUUGUGAAACAUACUAUAUGUGCAUCGAUGGUAAAGCAAUACUACAGAAAUGUCCACGUGGACAGUAUUUCAGCGAACAAGUUAGUAGCUGUCUCCCAGAUUUGAGUGGCAUUUGUCUAAUUCCACCUACCAUGAGCUCCACUGAAUUGGCAAUGACUAAUAUAUGCAACAGUUUUGGCAAUAAUAUAGCGGGCUUUCAGCCAUAUGUAAAAGAAUGUGAUAAAUUCUUUUUAUGUAUAAAUGGGCGAGUGAUUGCUAGACGUUGUCCAAAAGGAUCAUAUUAUGAUAACGAUAACAGCUUUUGUCGUUGGGAUGUUAAUAGGAUAUGUGCUAAAUCGAAGAAGUUAGGCGAUGCUAAUUUAUUAGAAAAUGUUAUAGAAAAAGCCGAAAUUCCGAAUGGAAAUGAGAAACCAAAGGACGAUGCAGAAAUCAAACUAGAGGGGCCUAAAAGUUCUAAGGAAUCCACAAAUGGAACUAUUAAUAAAAUUCCUACGUUUGUUCAAAAUGUGAUAAGCUCUACAGAUAAUAGUAACAUAAAGGAACAUAAACUAGUUAUUGCUUUCGAUCAACCAAACAAAUCGGUAUACGAUAAGCUGUCAUCGAAAUUUAUAACCUUUUAAUUUCAAUUUAAAUUAAACAUUUAUAUAUUGCAUCUCGAUGCUUUUGUUUCUUUCUCAAAGCGAAA